Molecule: messenger RNA, 2570 nt
Organism: Mya arenaria
Lineage: Eukaryota; Metazoa; Mollusca; Bivalvia; Myida; Myidae
Product: irregular chiasm C-roughest protein-like
Exons: 11
Coding region: 33-1724 (563 amino acids)
Biological process (GO): homophilic cell-cell adhesion; heterophilic cell-cell adhesion
Cellular component (GO): adherens junction
Source: RefSeq, a predicted model, not a curated record
UCCUGAUUUCAGUCAAUUUCGAAGCAGAAAAGAUGGAUUAUAUAUCUCUCAUCUGUAAAAUUGUUUAUAUUCUGUUUUGUCUACCAAGUCAUCAAUGUGAAGAGCCAAAUGUCCCUUCCAUAAUUCCCCAAUUCCCUGACAACGUUACCAUCCCAGAGUUGGAUUGUGAACGAUGCCUGGUGGGAAAGGUUGGCGUCUAUAUGAACGUGGAAUGUAUUGUGCUUGGAGUCAGCAAGGAAGACCUGUUGUUAAAGGAAAUGAAGUUCAAGCUCAAGAAAAAUGGACAAGAUGUUCCCAAUCUGACCGUGGAAGGCUCUCCAUUGUAUCGAGCAUUGUAUGAAUACAUGCCAAGUGAAGAAGAUACAGAUCAUACCGUUACUUGCGAGGCUACUAUAGAUGGACAACAGCCCAAAACAGUUUCAAUCACUCUUAUUGUUUUGCGGAAACCAUCGAUACCUACAUUUACGCUGCCGGAAUCAAUCAAAGAAGGAAAUCAUGCACAUAUUAUUUGCAAAACCUUCAAUGCCCGACCGGAGCCAAGACUCUACUUCAUGUACAAUUCAACAACAUACAAUACAAGCAACAGCUUUUCAAAACUAAAAGACGAUAAAACAAUUGAUGCUGAAACCGAAUUAGAAAACAGUUUUAGCAGAUAUGACAAUACCAGGAAUUUAACUUGUUGUGUUGAGUUUAGAGAGUAUGACAAAAACACACCGAAAAUGAAAACAAAUUGCUCGACUUCUGCCAUUGAUGUUUUAUUCCCACCGAAGUUUUUACAGCUUGAAGAAUUAAAUCGAGUCAACGAUGACAAAGGUAAUGCAAUACUUCUACUGCAGUGUAAAAGCGACGUAUCAAAUCCAGUUAGUCAAAUAAGAUGGGACAUAACGUCUAAUGUUCAAUACAAUUCCACACAGAAAAAAGAAAGGGUUCACGAAUUAUCAGGAUAUACAAUGACUGAGACUUUAUCUGCCAACCUAACACGACGUAACAAUGGAGAAACAGUAUCGUGUUACAUAGAAAAUCCUAAGUUCGUAGAAAUCAAAGUAAUAGAAGCCUAUAAGCUCAACAUAACAUACAAACCGUUUAUCAGCUUUUCUCCCAGGUCCCCAGUUAACACCUACGUAGGUGACAGUGCAAGCUUUUUAUGUCAAUGUGACGCAAACCCACCAGCUAAGAUGGAGUGGCUUCACACGCCUUCAAACAAAACAAGUAAAAGGACUAAAGUCAGCAUAGAAUUGAACAUGCAAUUUCACUCCACUGGUAGUCAUAACUUAACGUGUACUGCAAGAAACACAAUUGGAUCGGCGGAAAAUGAACUGCUCAUCUUGGUCAAAGAAAAAUCAUCUCAACCAACAAUACCGAGUCCAAGGCCUUCCUCACCACCCAGCGGUAAAGACAACUCUUCCUCUAUGUUGAUCGGAAUAAUUUGCGGUUGUCUAGCGUUAACAAUCGUUUUGAUAGCCUUCGGGUGCGCGAUUGUAUCGAAAAGACGAAAGAAAACACGGACGAGAGAAGGACCCGAUAAUCUCGGUGGAAUCAACCAUGGUGAUGCUUGUGUUGUUCAAAAGGAGGAGCGACAGGCUGCAAAACCUCAGACCGAGGAAGGAGCACUCAUCUACGCUGAUCUUGAUCUACCAGCAGAGGGUUCCACACGAGUGAAGCCAACAGUGAAUUUAGAGGCUAGAACUACAUACGUUUCAAUCGAUUUUUCCUCAGCUAAAUGAAGGGAUCUGGGUUAGACGAUUAAAUGACCCAUUUACUAUUUGUUUUAAAUAGACUUUACACAUGAAACAGUUCUUGAUAGUUGGGUAGCUUCUGUAAAAUUUGAAUGUAGUUUUGUCACUUUUCAAUAGGGUGGGACCGACGCCACAUAUAAUUUAUAAAAAAUAAAUAAAAAAGAGCACUAGUGCGAACAUAGAUUAACAUGAAUACUGACGAUGUACCAUUAGCUUUUAUUAUAUGCAUUAUGCUGAUCAUUUGACAAAUUGGGAAAGGGCCGUAACUGAUGGACAAUCUCUUCGCUGAUUAACUGAUGGGUUUGAACGAUGUUACAUUGCAAUGUUUGUUUUAAGUAUGUCUUCUUUGUAAAAUUGUGUAAAUAUUUUCUCUUGCAAUAAUGUAUGAUGCUGACUUUUAUUUUAUAAUGUAUCUAGAACUUUAUAACCUAAACCAAACAUCGGUUCCCUUAAGAACGGCGAUUAUUUUGAUUAAAUCUCAUUCAAAUGUCACAGAGUACACAGUCCUUUUAAUACUUCAUGUGAAAUUAUUUCUGUUUAUGUUUGGUAUUUCGUUUAUUAAUUUGAAAACUAUAGACAAAACUCGGUCGAAGUCGUUGGAACCUUAGAAAAUGCUUCGAGAUAGCAAAAACUCGAUAUAACUCAAAACAGAAAACAUAUCUAACUAAACACAAAAACAUAAACAAAAAUCGGCAUAACCGAACCUUCUAGAUAACAGAGCUCGACAUAGCGAGUUUUGAAUGAAUUGCAUUUUGUCAAAAUGAUUAUGAAGCCACUGCACUGCUUCAAUAUAUUUUGGGAAGUUAGAAAACCUUUUACUAUUCAUUAAAAUGU